UGGGAUUAUGGCAGUCAUUUGUGACAGGUCACAGGUUUCAUCAAUUGUUGAAACACAAGGAAUUCCCACAAAGGACAUCUGUAGGGCACAAGCACCCAACUUCCUGCUCCCAGCAGUGACUGGUGCUCCAAUGGAAAGUCUUUCCUUUGCAUUGUCAUCACAGAUUGCUCCAUAUCUGACAAGCGUAUGGUAUCUGACCUGUAGCUGUCUUGAUGGGAUAGUGGCAGAUGAGCUCUUGCCAUUUGCGUGGCUUUGCUCAGUUCCCAGGCUUCAUACCUUUCUCUCUCUGCCUUUUGUUAAAUGUAGAGGUGAUGGGAGGCACUCCUAAACUUGCAAAGAAAGGGAGACACAAAGGAGUGCCUGCGUGUCUGCUCAUCUGUGAGCUCUGUGUGCUCGUUAGGGGCUGGGCAGCUCUCUGACUUGUACACGUCUGUAGAAACUUGCCCUCUCUGGUGAGUGAACAAGCCCAGGAGAUUCAGUUCCUGAGGAAGGGGGUAGCUUGCCUGUCUGCGGAGACUGGCUCAGUGACAAAGCUGAUCCUGCGCUUUGGGGAAGACGCAGGGAUGAGCAGAGCUUUGGGCAGGUCACUGUUGUGUGGGCUGCCCGUGGGAUUUCCCUGCUGACCCCAGCCUCAUCUCUUGUCAAGGAUUGCUGGUUGAGGUGUGGCACCUUGUGACAAAUGAUCAUAUUUAGCAGUUUGGGCUUAGGUGAAAUUUGCUAUGAAUCACAGUUCCUUUCAUGCUUCUACAGAAGUGGGCAAUCCUGACAAGGGUGUGCCAGAUCAGUGUUACACUACAGUUUCUAUUUACUACUUCCCAGUACACAUGUUCUCCCAUUUCCUCACUGGGUGAGGACUCCCAGGUUCACAGCCUGUGUGAGGCUCCUCAUUCCCUCAGCAGAUUUCCUGUUCCUGUUAGCCCCUUGAUUAGCCCCUCCCCAUUCUCCCCCUCCUCUUCUUUAGCUUUUAACUGUUCUGAAAAAUAUACAAGCUGCGGGGUCUCCCACCUCUCAGCCAUGCUGAUUGUAAGGUCAGAGCCACGAGCUGACACUGUGCAGGCCCAAGCCUCUGUGAGGUCAUGACUGGGUGCCACAAUCUGGCCCACUGAGCCUCCACAUGGCAUUGUUGGCAGUGGCUGCCAAUGCAUGUGGAGAGCUUGUGCUGCUAUCCUGGUGGCUGUGCCUGGGGCAGGCGCACUUCUCCUGCAGACCGGGUUUAGGCUUGUUGCUCAGUGUCCACCUUCUGCGUAGACAUUCCUGCUGCUGAAGGGGAUACUGAGAGGGGGACAGCUUGAUUCCUCCAUGAGGAGGAGAAAGACUCCCCGGAGACCAGAAGGGACACAGAGGGCCCAUGGAAGGGUGAGGGUGAGAAGAGCCGGCAGGAACUUGGAAGAGGCAGAAAUGGAGAGCAACCGGUUCCCAGAAAACAGGUGCACCCACUCUGCGGUGGCCCGGGCAGGGCCAGCCAGCUUCAGAAGCAGUGCUUCAUGUAAUGAGGUGUCCGUCAUCAUCAGGUAUCUGAGAGAGUCACCAACCAUGGUCUCCCUCAGGAGACUCUUCCAAAGAGCCAUCUCUGUGAAGGAGAUAGCCAAACGGAGCUCUUGGAUCUGUCUGGUCCUUUUUCUGAUCUUCGUAUCAUCUCUCACUGGUUCUUACACUGGAGUCUUGUUUGCACGGCGAUUUUGGAUAACGGAUUUCAUGCAGAUGCUGUCGCUGCAGACUGUUCCAUGCAUAAUGAACUCAGGGAACUUGCUGACUGAUCAAACCCAGGGGAUUGAAAACCAGAAGAAGGGGGUGCCCUACCUGACUGAAGAUCAUGGCACUGUGAUGAAGGUCAUCCAGUACUUGAGAGGGGCAGUGUCUGUGAAGCCUAGGGAAAACUGCUUUGCAAAAUCUGACUGGGUUUGGAAAAGUGCAGGGGUCUCCAUAGACCUGCAGAGAUCAUCUGGGCCUGCGUGGCACUGCAGGGUGGCUUGGUUCCUGUGCUCCCCAAACAUGCUGGAGACCUUUGAGCAGGUGGACAUUUCCCCGGGUUUCUGCUGGCCUUUGAAAGCAUCUCUGAACUCGGUGGUCUUCAACUUGCCUUCAAAAGUCCUUCCUACUGCAGUCACUGUGCAGCAUGACACAGACAUAACCCUGUGGGACAUCAGCAGUGCUCCCCGUAAUUUUGUUGUCUUUGGUUUGGAUAAGGAAGGAGAAAAUGUAGCUAUACUUGGGAAAUUCACCUACGAUAUCAGUAAAGAGCUGACCCAGACCUUUGAACUGCAGACCGGAACUCCCAGAGCCUUUUGGUACAUAAAGUUCGUUGUACUCAGCAACUGGGGAAGUGCAGGACAAACCUGUAUUUAUCGGGUGCAGGUUCAUGGCAAGACAGUGGGAACAAAUGACAUCAGCUGAAGACAUUGAUAGGCACUGUAGAAAGAGAUUCUUUAAAAACUAAAAUACAAAAUUAUCCCAGA
Molecule: messenger RNA, 2456 nt
Organism: Coturnix japonica (Japanese quail)
Lineage: Eukaryota; Metazoa; Chordata; Aves; Galliformes; Phasianidae
Product: sperm-associated antigen 4 protein-like
Cellular component (GO): nuclear envelope; meiotic nuclear membrane microtubule tethering complex
Molecular function (GO): protein-membrane adaptor activity
Source: RefSeq, a predicted model, not a curated record